Messenger RNA from Physcomitrium patens, 1869 nucleotides. Its product is annotated as GTP-binding nuclear protein Ran1B. Gene Ontology annotation, molecular function: GTP binding; GTPase activity. The record is from RefSeq and is a predicted model, not a curated record. Gene Ontology annotation, biological process: protein import into nucleus; ribosomal subunit export from nucleus. NCBI's taxonomy places the organism in Eukaryota, Viridiplantae, Streptophyta, Bryopsida, Funariales, Funariaceae. Gene Ontology annotation, cellular component: nucleus; cytoplasm.
UCACAGUAAUCCGAACAAUUGGUCACAGUUAGAGAUUGAAUAUGCAAUUAAAGAUACGAAGGAGAAAUCCGUGAUCGCGUCAGCAUGGUAUCCGGAAUACUGAUAUCCGGAUAAGUUAAUUCCAGGGUAUCAGUAUAUCUCAAAUAAGACGGGCCUUUAAUGUUGCUGCAUGAAUCACUGAAAAUUUGGUUACUUUGUGUUUGUUUGCGGGGUUGUCAGUUUGAGUCACGCCGUCACGCCAGCGCGUCGACUCUCAUCUCGAGUUCCACAUCGAGUGACGCGUAGACGAGAAGGAAUGGAUUUAGACGUGCAGAGCGAUCGAGAGCGCCUGCGAAACCUAAUCCAAGGCUGUUCGAGAGCAACCUUCCAGCGGCGUUUGAAGUCAGGGAUCAUCACUUGCCACUCUGCAAUGCAGGAUUGGAGCCAUAGAACGUGCAUGUGAGGAUUCGGGAUCUAAAAUCAUCCUGGACAUCCCGCGGUUGCUGGAAACAUUCGCCUAGAUAGACUCCUCCUUCCCAACCACGACCUGCAGUUAUCGUUGUCGGCAUCUCUCAACGCCACUGGUUGCAGCUGCUCUCCGUUUUUUGAGUUUGCUGCUUGUAGAGGUGUUGUUUAGAUCUCCAAGAUGGCGUUACCUGGUCAGACUACCCCCGAUAACUGUCCCAGUUUUAAGCUUGUUAUUGUUGGAGAUGGAGGGACGGGGAAGACCACCUUUGUGAAGCGUCACUUGACUGGAGAGUUCGAGAAGAAGUACGAGCCUACAAUUGGAGUUGAGGUUCAUCCUUUGGAUUUCUUCACGAACUGUGGCCGCAUCCGGUUCUACUGCUGGGACACUGCUGGACAGGAGAAGUUUGGAGGGCUGCGUGACGGGUACUACAUCCACGGGCAGUGUGCUAUUAUCAUGUUUGACGUGACUGCGAGGUUAACCUACAAGAAUGUGCCCACGUGGCAUCGAGAUCUGUGCAGGGUUAGCGAAAACAUCCCGAUCGUGCUGUGCGGGAACAAGGUUGAUGUGAAGAAUAGACAAGUGAAGGCCAAACAAGUGACCUUUCACAGGAAGAAGAACCUGCAGUAUUAUGAGAUCUCCGCAAAGUCGAACUAUAAUUUCGAGAAGCCUUACCUGUACCUUGCGAGAAAGCUAGCUGGUGAUGCCAAUUUGCAUUUCGUGGAGUCUCCAGCUCUUGCACCUCCUGAAGUCCAGAUCGACUUAGCUGCCCAGGCUCAGUAUGAAGCCGAGCUCGCUAAGGCGCAGUCGAUGCCUCUUCCCGAUGAUGAUGACGAUAGCUUGGACGGUUAGAUUUGUGGUGUAGCUGUGAUGUCAGACUCACAAUCCUUACGUACUCAGUAGCAUCCUACAUAGGGAGACGAUGACCGUGACGAGGGCGUGUGAUGGUUUUAGAUAUUUUUCCUCACAUUGUUUUGACGUGGUAUGACAUAAGUUCGUAAGUCACCAACCUGCAACAAUGGCCAGGAUUCGUGAUCGGUUAAAUUUACAAUCUUAAAUGAUUUAUGUAUACUCCAGCAUUAUCUUUUGUUAAAUGUUCUCUUAUGAACAUGAAUGGCUACAACCAAGCGCAUGUAGAUCUCUCAUGAUUGAAUCUCGGUAGGGAUUCUUUAGUGUGUACAGGUUGUAGUUGAUAGGGCUGUAAAGCUUGAGCGACAACAAAAUGCGUUUGCUUUUAGGGUCCUACCAUGUUUAGAUUCUCUUAAGGUAAGCUUGGGUCCCCAGAAAAGUGUACGUGCUGAAGAUUCACAAAAUGUGAAUAUUCGUAUAUUUACUAAGUACAAGCCAUUGGCUUGUCUCCAACGCCACUGUCCAAGCACUUCUUGUUUUAAAGCUGCUUGACUAAACAAGUAAUUUGGUUUGUA